AUGGGCGACCACGAUUUGGAACAUCGCCACAAUCCACAUCGCCCACAGCGCACCGUCACCCAAGAGCCAACCUCCAAUCACAAUCGCAACCAUAAUGAGAGCAGCAAGACUCAGGGAUCGCGAAAGCCGUACGUCCGACUAGUCACUGAUAAGCGACGGGAGCAGAACCGGCGCGCACAAAAGGCUUACAGGGAGAGGCUGAAGAAAAAACUUGAGGUGCUGGAAGAGCAGGCCGCUUCCACUCUGUCCCACCCCAGCCCACACCACCAAGCCCCGAGAACAUCCAGCAUCGACCUCAUCGCAAACUCAGGCCCAGAGACUCGCGAUGAAGACGAAGAGGACAGCGAUUGUAAUAUCAAUAUCGAUGCUGGGUCUCGCACAUUGCCAUCUCCGCCCAAGGUAGCAGACACAACCGCUGUCUCACGCGUGAUAAAUCUGGCAGAUGCGUUUGUCGCUGCUGGGGACUUACCGUUCGGACAGGGUUCACUCCCCGGUAUCCAGUUUCAAGUAGGCCCCGAGACACCGGCGACAGUAACAAACAUCGAUGAGAGCAACAGUCAUACGCAUGAUGACUAUGGUGACAUCGAUCUGCGGCAGAUCUGGGCCAGCCCGCACAACCGACCUGGCUCCGAGCAGUCACAGCGAAGUCGUCCCGACUCCCUGCGCAGUUCCACGACUCUGGUGCCUUUGACUCCUCAGUGGACUCCCAGCGAACGGCAAUUCUUCAUCCCGACACCCACCGUGGCAGAUCCGUACAUCAAUCACCUGCACCUCGUCACUGAAGGCAAUGUCGAAGCUACACUUGCUGUGGCCCUCUCGAUCGGCAUCACGCGCAGUCAGUAUCUGAACGACCACCCAUCACACUUCCCCACCUGCUUCGUCGCGCUGAAUAAACCUAACCUGAGCUCCUCGGGGAACUCAUCGUCCCCCGUGACAGUAACCUACAAAUUCGCACAUUCCUUUAUGGACGUCACGCCUGAGUUGCGAGACCACCUCGAGUCAGUGAAGCCGCCCAUGCGUCCAACCCCUACGCAGCUUCUGAAUCCACAUCCAAGUUACCUCGACUGCAUUGUAUUCCCUCAUUUCCGCGAUCAUGCAGUUCAGGCAUCUGUGGACGGAAUCCUCGAUCAUGCAGAGCUGUUUAUGGACCUGAUGCACGGUGGUUUGGUAUGCUGGGGCGGCUUGUCCGGGCUUACGAACAAGCACGGAAAAUCGGUGAAGAACGGAAAAAGAGACAUGAGGGACAGUGUGGCCUGGAACACGAGAAGUUGGGAAGCUAAAAGAUGGUUUCUGAAAAAGUGGGCCUGGUUGGUCGGCACAGAGGAGGAGGAGGAAGCGAGAGGUGAUCUUGACGGCAUCUGGAGAGGGAGUCGGUGGUGGUGGGCCAUGCGUGGCGAGGAUGACUCUGAUGACGAAACGGAGGAGAUCAACUUUGGAGAUGCCCGAGUCAGCGAAAUCGACGGCGACAGCCAUUGUUUGUGA
This is a messenger RNA of Fonsecaea erecta, 1482 nucleotides long. RefSeq lists its product as hypothetical. Bases 1 to 1482 code for a protein of 493 amino acids. The record is from RefSeq and is a predicted model, not a curated record. NCBI's taxonomy places the organism in Eukaryota, Fungi, Ascomycota, Eurotiomycetes, Chaetothyriales, Herpotrichiellaceae. Gene Ontology annotation, biological process: regulation of DNA-templated transcription. Gene Ontology annotation, molecular function: DNA-binding transcription factor activity. The transcript has a single exon.